Cyprinus carpio (common carp) is the source of this 1628-nucleotide messenger RNA. RefSeq lists its product as uncharacterized. NCBI's taxonomy places the organism in Eukaryota, Metazoa, Chordata, Actinopteri, Cypriniformes, Cyprinidae. The record is from RefSeq and is a predicted model, not a curated record.
CUGUUCCUCACAUUCCAGUCUCAGCUCUCCGUUGUCAUGGAGACCGUCCUCAAGUCAGCCAUGUUGAUAACCAGGCUGGUGGAGGACAGCUUCCUCAAGGAAGUGGGUCAACGAAAACAGGAGGUGGAGGUCUUGAAACGAAGGUUGCAGUUGUCUGAGAGUAAACUGAGGGAGAGGGAGCGGGAAUGGGAACGGGGGAGGAAGACACGGUGCCUGGACUGUGCACGGACAGGAGAGUCCAGCAGCAGAGAUGAGAGCCAGCCAGUAGAGACAGUCCGGGGAGCAGACAGCCUUUGUUUAGGCCUAAGCCUGAGAGAUCAAUCUACCAAUCAACCUACACUAACUGAAGAUGUGUGGAGUGCCAGACAACGCCUGGAGACUAACAAACAAACUACAGCACACACACACUCUAUGGAGAAGAAUGAUGUACACAGACAGAAUGCAAAAGAGAUUGUCACACCUAACUCCAACGCACAGAUUCAUCAGGAUUUUCUACAGAGGAUUCUGGGCAAUUCAGUCAUUCACAGUGAGUCCACUAGUGACUUCAAACCCACAGUGAGCAAUUUAGACAAAUCCAACAAAAACUUUACUCUCGAUAAGGAAAUGGACUCAAACCCCUCAAGACUUUUACAAAGUCCUAAGGCUCAGGAUGCGCACAAGGACUUGCCGGCGUCUUCGCCAAACAGCAGAGUGAAAACCGAAACGGAGCUGGAUCUUCUACCUGUCAAGGAGGAGGAAGAGAUGGUUCCGGUGUGGGACAGCGUCAACAGAGAUGACGGAUGCCAUGCAGAAAUGGCUGAUCCGAGUCAGGGAGAGCUCAGAGGACCUUGUGAUCAGGAGGAGAUACAGAUGGGCCAAAGGUUUGCAGAGCACAUUUCCACGGAACAAGGAAAUUUACAGCCCAUAAACAAGCAGAGGACGUUCAGUGUUGUGGCCAGGGAGGUCCUGACCCAGUUUCAGGUGUGGCAGAGGGCCUGCUAUAGCAGGAACAUCGAGUGGGGUCCGAUUAUAGCGAAGAUAAUUUCUGCAUUGCCGCAGUUUUAUGGACGGGAGGCAGAGGUGAUCGUACGAUGCACUAAGAUGCUACACAACCGCAGGGAUUACCUUCGAAGGAGAGCAAAGACGCAUAUUACUGUCCUUAGAACUGGAGAAAGCCCCUGUAUCUCUAAGUGCACUCAGUGUUGUGACAAGUAUCACUGCCCUUUUUGUGAGACCUGGGUCUACAAGCCAAGAGAGUCAGGGAGUGUUGUUAACCACGUCCAGAAUCAUCUGAAGUUGGCUGUCCAUCAGGAUGAUUUCACAAUUGUCAAGUGUAACUUAAAAUGCAGGGAAUAUGCGCAUUUUCAUUGCUGCUACUGUCCUGCCACCGUUCUUCGAAGAGGCCAGUUAAAAACACAUCUCACAAAUUGCAAGCAGAAGUUCAAUGCUGAAGAAGAAUUUGAAGGAACCUACUCAUUUGAGGAUAGUCCUGAACAUGAGUAGUGUAUUUAUUUAUUUUUUAGUUCUGAUACUGUUGAUUCACUAGUUCAUACAUUUAGUUCCCUGUUAGCAACAGGUAACACUCAGAACUGUAGUAUUUGGUGGAUUAUGAAACUAUGUUGUGGAAAUAAACAUUUACUAAGAAUGCA